AUCAUAUGAUAGAUUAUUUUUUCUUUUAAAAUCCGCCAAUCACAGGAGAGAGUGGGCGGGCUCAUCUCAUCCUGACAUCAUUAUAAACCAAUAGAAAGAGAAGACUGUGGAGGCUGGGCGGAAUAGUCACCCAAUCAACAGAGAGAACAGAAAAGUGGGCGGGCCUCUCUUUGUUGUUCAGGAAGUGUGCUUAGGAAACUGCCGAAACUUUGCGGCUCCGAAGCAGUUUUUCCCCAUUAAAGUGAUGCGAGCGAAGAGCCAAAAUGGCGGCCCUAGGAGAACCAGUUUCCAUCUCAAUUUGGAGCAAGGGGGCUGGUCUAAAACUGCAUCACAGCUGAUCUGGAGGCUUUCCCCCCCUCAAGUUGUUUUUUUGCAGACAGCAGCUUUGCAGACAAUCACAGAGGGGGACCUCUCUUGUUUUUUUGCCCACCUUUUCCCCUCUAUUCUUGACCAUACUCCCCCUUUUAAAUCCACUUCUCCGUUUUUUUUUUUGCAAAAGUUGAACUUUAACACCGCAAUCAUGCCACUUCUUUUCAGCACGUUUUUACUGGAGUGCCACCGUUUGGGAGACUGUUGUCCGGGUCUGACCCGCUUUUAGCAUCUUUGUCCCUUUUUCCUCUCGCGGAAGAUGUUUUCGUCGGGGGAGGAGGCGGAUCUGUUUACCUCCGCGGAGGAGUCCUCCGGGCACGCGAUCUCCCCAACGCUGGAGCUCAGUUUGACCAUCAUCUACACCGUCCUCUACUCUUUCCUCUUUGUUUUCGUCUACCUGCAGCUCUGGCUCAUUUUGCACUACGGACACAAGCGCUUCAGCUUCCAGAGCGUGUUUCUGUUCCUGUGUCUGCUGUGGGCUGCGCUGCGGACGACCCUCUUCUCUUUCUACUUUAAAAAUGUGGUGCAGGCCAACCAGCUGCAGCCUCUGGCCUUCUGGUUGCUCUACUGCUGCCCCGUCUGUCUGCAGUUCUUCACGCUCUGCCUGCUCAACCUCUACUUCACGCAGGUGAUGUUCAAAGCUAAAGCCAAGUAUUCACCGGAGCUCUCCAAAUACAAGGUUCCACUGCGUUUGCUGUUCUUGUGUCUCAGUAUUUUUUUCCUGGUGGUGAACCUGACUUGUGCGUUGUUAGUACAAGGAGCUCUCGAGCACUCGGAGCCGCCAAGUGAUGGAGGAAUCAGACAUGCGGUCUUAGCGCGGGUCCUGAUCAACGACAGUCUCUUCGUCUUGUGUGCCAUAUCUCUGGCCGUCUGCAUCUUCAAGAUCGCCAAGAUGUCUUCUGCCAACGUUUACCUUGAGUCUAAGGGUACGUCCUUGUGCCAAGCGACAGCCAUUGGAGCCAUGGUGAUCCUCCUCUACACCUCCAGAGCCUGUUACAACCUGGUGGUGGUGGCCCUGUCACCCCAGGACAGACCCAGUCCCUUUAAUUAUGGCUGGUACAGCAUUUCUGAUCAGGCUGAAGUACAAGAUGUCAGCGGCGAGGCCUACAUCAUUUUUGGGGUGAUUUUGUUUUUCUGGGAGCUGCUGCCGACUAGCCUCGUGGUGGUUUUCUUCAGGGUCCAGAAACCCCAUCAAAACCUGGCUCAAGGAGGAAUGAUCAGCAGCCACAGCUUUAGCUCCAGAGCCUAUUUCUUUGAUAACCCCAGGAGGUACGAUAGUGAUGACGACUUGUCCAGAAGCAUCAACACGAGGAGCGAUCGCGCCGGUCUACUCUCCACCACACCCCAGAUGUCAACAUCCAGUUGGUACGGCUCCAUCCAGCGCAAUGGGACUUUAGCAGCCGGAGGGGCGUCGGCCCAGCAGCCCCCACCCUCAACGGCCCCUCUCCUCUUCGCCAACGGAAACAUCCAGAAUUCCCACCACCAUCAUCACAACUACUACUCCACCCCACAGAACAACAACAACCACCACCACCACCAGCACCAUCCGCACCAUAACUACUAUUCCACGCCUCAGAAUUAUUACUGCGCGUCGCAUAUGUACUUCUGCACCCCCCAGAAUUAAGCAGCACCCAUAAGGGAAACAGGUGGGGGUUGAGGGGUGCAAGUUGGGCUCAUCUGGGGUCAUCGAUUUUGGUGCUUUAGCGCAAAGUUUAAGGAUCUCUUACGUUUUUGAGCAGCAUUUAGGGGCUAAAAAUGAACCUGCUUUGACCAAACAUCACAAUCCAAACAUUAAUCUGAUUAAUAUAAACACAAGCAUACAACAAUAGCUAGCUCAUCAAGCUAACAUUGUCAAAGUGUUAGCUUAGCAACAUGACACUCGAGAAUAUCUGAAAAGAUCAAAAUUUGUGUUAUCCCUUUAACACUGGAGCUUUAGCUCGAGCGUUGGCAUUUUUUGGACUACUGAAACUCUUCAGUUGUUUAUGUAUCCAGCUAAUCCUGAAGCGGAGAAUUCAGCAGCAGCCUAGCGCUAAUGUGCAGCGAUAAAAUCACCGGACUUAGUUUAACUACCUAAACUGUCAAAGCGUUACAGUAGGUCAAAGAGCAUGUGUCAUUUAGGUGUGACAUGUCCGGUGUUAACAUGCUAAAAAAGCGUCACAAGGUGUUAGCUAGCUAGCAGGACAUUUAGGUUCACAAAGAAUAUGUCCAAAUUACCACUCUACUACCUAACUACUAAAAAUUAUGGUUUUUAACAGCAAUUCAAACACUAUUCUCACUACUUUUUUUUUUUUUUAAAGAACAAGUAUGACAGUUGAUUUCACAAAUUAAACACCUUAUACAAGGAAUUUACAAAAACUAUUUCUGAAUCCACUAUUUUUCUAAUGAUGAAAACUUGGAUGGUUGGUUUAAAAAAAUAAUUACAAUACAUUUUUUUCCACAAAAAAUUGUUCAAAUGCAAAGGACAAUCUGGUUAGCAUUGAUGUGGACUAGUUUUUCGCAUAGACUUCUGGGAAAUUUCAAGGGCACUUGAUUUUAGAAUUGUAAGCUCUACAGUAGCGCACUAUGUAGUGUGUAGUGAAGGAAUUCGGACACAACCUAAUUGAAGCUAGCUAGCUAACAGCUGGUAAACUAGCUAAAAGUUUCUCCAAUAUUUUAGCUGCUGAGAUGACUCUGUUAAUUUUGGCUGAAGUUGUACGUUUUAGUGCCAUAUAAACUGUGAGAACCCAGCAAAGGUGUGUGUUGCCUGAGAGCUAAACUGUUAGCAUAGCUAUAUUAUGCUGUCAAAAUAACUUCUAUCAGUAGAGAAAAAAAAAUUCAAACUCGUAUGUUGACUAUACAUGAAAUCAGAACUGAGUGACCCCUCCCCCUAGAGAACCUGUCGGCUCCAAGAAGCUAAAUUUUUUAAUUUUUUUUUUUUUUUUGUCAGUUUAUGGUGUUUUUUUAAGAGCUAUUGAUCCCAAAAGUCGGAAUUUGUGAAAAAAAUCUUGCUAGCUUGACUAAUCUUUUUUUUUUUUUUUUGAGGUAGUUAUUCAAGUUAUAAACUGACCAAUCAGAUGCCUCAAUAAAAGUAUGCAGUCUUACAUCAAAUGUUCCAAACGUUUGACAGACUCCACUGAGCCCAUUUUCAAGUGAUUGGGGUGUGGCCUUCCAACAAGCUCACCCCUGAUUGGCUAGAGUGAUUUCCACAAAAAUCAUGACUCAUACCAAUCACUGCCAAUGUUGGCAAUUUCUGGUUCCAACAUCCAAAUCGUGAAAAAAAUGUCGACUGAAUUUUCCAUUGGAGCCGGAAGUUAACCUAAACGUCACAGUCACUCGGUCCAGUUCUCAUAUACAGUCAGUGGUAGGGUCCACGUGUCAUUGUAUCUUGGUCAUAAAUCGCAGAUGACUCAGGCGUUGUUUCAUUCACUACAGGAGGAUGGGUGACUAAGCCGUCUUUCUUCAUGAAUAUGAAGCAAAAAUAUCAGAUUUUUGUUAGAUUUAGAUUGUGUGACUGGGAAACACUAAGCUCCUAAAUCAGUUACUUCAAUCAACAAUGAAUGUGACUCAAGCUCUUGGCUUAGAUUGGACUGAUUAGCUGAUUAGCUGAUUUGUGACCAAAAAAAUAAAACUUCAUCUCAUCUGAUGUUUUGUGAGCUGUGACACAAAGAUUUUGCACUUAGACGAUGAUCACCUUCAGAGGAAGAAAUGAAAAAAAAAAGGCUUUGAAUGUAGAUUUUUUUCCUUUGUCUAACUUGUAAUGUCUUUAGUAAUCAUCUAUUUUACUAUUUAUCCUCAGAGAAAGCAAAUCUCAAUGUGCCAUCACAUUCUGUCAUAUCAAAUAUUUGCAUUCCUUUAUAUUUGCACAAGAAAUAGUCGGAUGUUGUCUGUUUUUAAUCGUUGCCAUGUCGUUUCUAAUGAGUGUUCUGUGGAGUUUCUAGGCUGUGUGCGGUCAUAGAUAUUUUCAAAUUUAGUGUGCUUUUAUAUAUAACUUUUAUUUUAAAUUGAUUUUUACUAACAUAUAUAUAUAUAUAUUACGGUGCGAUAUUUUUCUGACCCAUAAGGCUUCACGGAUUGCAGCAUGACAGCAAUACUUCAUCCGUGACUCACACCUAAGACCAAAAUUGCAAGCUACGUGCACACUGGGAAUGUGGCCGGUAUCUAACCGAUACUAACGCAUCAAUUAGCAAUAUUAGCGCAUCAACUAGCGAUACUAGCGCAUCAACUAGCGACAGUUGUACAUCAGCUAGCAAAAGUAGCGCAUCAACUAGCGACAGUUACGCAUCAACGACAGUAGCGCAUCAACUAGCGACAGUUGCACAUCAACUAGCGACAGUUGCGCAUCAACUAGCGAAAGUAGCGCAUCAACUAGCGACAGUUACGCAUCAACGACAGUAGCGCAUCAACUAGCGACAGUUGCACAUCAACUAGCGAAAGUAGCGCAUCAACUAGCGACAGUUACGCAUCAAUGACAGUAGCGCAUCAACUAGCGACAGUUGCACAUCAACUAGCAAAAGUAGCGCAUCAACUAGCGACAGUUACGCAUCAACUAGCGACAGUUGCACAUCAACUAGCGGCAUUAGCUCAUCAACUAGCGAAAGUAGCGCAUCAACUAGUGAUACUAGCUAAUCAACUAGCGACAUUAGCUCAUCAACUAGUGACACUAGCGCAUCAACUAGCGACAUUAGCGCAUCAACUAGUGACAGUUGCACAUCAACUAGCGAAAGUAGCGCAUCAACUAGCGACAUUAGCUCAUCAACUAGCGAAAGUAGCGCAUCAACUAGCGAUAUUGGCGCAUCAACUAGUGAUACUAGCUAAUCAACAAGCGACAUUAGCUAAUCAACAAGCAACAUUAGCUAAUCAACAAGCGACAUUAGCUCAUCAACUAGCGACACUAGCGCAUCAACUAGCGACACUAGCGCAUCAACUAGCGACACUAGCGCAUCAACUAGCGACACUAGCGCAUCAACUAGUGACACGUGCGCAUCAACUAGCGACAUUAGCGCAUCAACUAGUGAUACUAGCUAAUCAACAAGCGACAUUAGCUCAUCAACUAGUGACACUAGCGCAUCAACUAGCGACAUUAGCUCAUCAACUAGUGACACUAGCGCAUCAACUAGUGACACUAGCGUAUCAACUAGCUACAUUAGCGCAAUAAUUAGCGAUACUAGCGCGUUAACUCACAGUUGAAAGAGGCUAGGUGUGAAGUGGAGCAAAUCUUGCUAAUUGUGUUUCUGAUACAUGAAAGAUUUGGUGUUUUAUUAAUUCCUCCUUCACAAUAAAUUUUCAAACAGUUUGCAUUUCCGUGAAUCGAAAGGGAUGCCAUCCGUACGUCACUACCAAAUCCAACUCCAUGAUUAGUCAAAGUUCAACUUUUAGCGCACGUUCAGUCGUUGUGUGUACAUAAACGCACUUAUGUAGCAAUGUGUCAACGCUAGAGUUUUGAAGCGCAUGUUUACGCCGACUUUUCGCUGGAAGCAGCCACUUGUGUUUUCAAGCCCGGUGUGAACAUAGCAUCAUGUUAAAAAAAAAGUUCCAGUAUUUUUAUUAAAGUUUUUUUAAACAUCGUAGAACCAUAACCGCCAAUUUUUACCGUUAAACCUUUUGCUCAAGAGCCAGAUCGGAGAAGUCUCUGAACAAAUUAACCGGUCGAAAUCCUUUUUCCUUGCUUUAGGAAUUCCAGUGAAAGAAGCUAAGUUCUCACCGUUCAGAGCAGAAUGCAUGUUUCUGCUUCACCAAGUUGUCAUUUGUGUGUGUGUGUAAAAAUGUUCUUGACCUGCUGCAAAGUCUGCAGCUUGAAACCGUUUCUGUUGUUAAAUGGUUUGAUCCGUGGCCAUACUGAAUGUAACCCAUGCAACUGAUCACUAAUGUAUGCAGGAAAAGCACUAUCGGUGUUCAAAUAAAGCCCUACUGCACUGUUGUCAAAAGAAAAA
Molecule: messenger RNA, 6278 nt
Organism: Oryzias melastigma (Indian medaka)
Lineage: Eukaryota; Metazoa; Chordata; Actinopteri; Beloniformes; Adrianichthyidae
Gene: gpr137c
Product: G protein-coupled receptor 137c
Exons: 8
Coding region: 629-1993 (454 amino acids)
Biological process (GO): positive regulation of TORC1 signaling
Cellular component (GO): lysosomal membrane
Source: RefSeq, a predicted model, not a curated record